AGAUGUUUUUAGCCCUACAAAAGUGCCUAAGGACAUUACACAUUCAAAGGCUAUAAAACGCAACACACAACAAUUUGUACAACCCCUCUUCAACUUUAUUCUCUUCAUUCCUUGACUCUUUCUAUAUUUCAAUUUUUAAAUCUUCUCUAAACCAUUCGAUUUUUUUCUUGAUACAAACAUCAAAUAAUUAGAGAAACUAUGUGUCAUCUAACUUCUCAACUCUCUUGCAAAUGCAAUUCAAAUCCUGAAUUUCUAGUAGUUCAAAUCAAAGACCAAAAUGAACCAAACAACAACAUGAUGACCAUUCCACUUAUCCAAAAGGACACAAACAUAGCAACAUACCAACAACAACAAAAGAAUCCAACAACAAUACAAAUCCAAAAAACCCAUCUUAGAGCUACCUUCAAAGAAAUAAUUUCUAUAGCCAAAAUUGCCCUUCCUAUGAUCCUAACCGGUCUCUUACUAUAUUGUCGUUCAAUGAUCUCCAUGCUCUUUCUUGGUCACCUCGGCGAACUCGCCUUAGCAGGCGGUUCGCUAGCGGUCGGUUUCGCUAACAUUACCGGUUACUCAAUCCUCUCCGGUCUAGCGGUCGGAAUGGAGCCUAUUUGUGGACAAGCCUUUGGUGCCAAAAGAUACACUCUCCUUGGUCUUUGCUUACAAAGAACCAUUCUCUUGUUACUCUUAACUUCUAUUCCUAUAUCAAUUCUUUGGCUUUACACAAAAAAAAUCCUUCUUUUAUGUGGCCAAGAAGAAUCUAUAGCUACACAAGCUCAAUUAUAUCUUAUCUAUUCCAUUCCUGAUCUCUUAGCUCAAUCUUUUUUACACCCUUUAAGAAUUUACCUUAGAAGCCAAUCCAUUACUCUCCCUUUAACCCUUUGUGCUACUUUAGCCAUUUUUCUUCAUGUCCCUAUAAACUACUUUCUUGUUUCUCACCUCAAUAUGGGAAUCAAAGGUGUUGCUUUAAGUGGGGUGUGGACAAAUUUCAACGUUGUUGCUUCUUUGAUUCUCUACAUAGUUUUCUCUGGCACACAUAAAAAAACAUGGGGUGGUUUCUCUUCACAAUGUUUCAAACAAUGGAAAUCACUUCUCAAUUUAGCUAUACCAAGUUGUCUUUCUGUUUGUCUUGAAUGGUGGUGGUAUGAAAUCAUGAUUCUGUUGUGUGGUUUGUUGAUAAAUCCAAGAGCAACUGUUGCUUCUAUGGGAAUUUUGAUUCAAACAACUUCUUUGCUUUAUAUUUUUCCAUCAUCAUUAAGUUUUAGUGUUUCAACUAGAGUUGGUAAUAAGCUAGGUGCUCAAAAACCAUCAAAAGCUAAAAUUUCAGCUAUUGUAGGACUCUCUUGUAGCUUCAUUUUAGGUGUUUUUUCUUUGAUUUUUGCUGUAAUGGUUAGGAAGAUUUGGGCUAGUAUGUUUACUGAAGAUAAAGAGAUAAUAAAGAUUACAUCUUUGGUUUUACCUUUAAUAGGACUUUGUGAACUUGGAAAUUGUCCACAAACAACAGGUUGUGGGGUGCUAAGAGGAACUGCAAGGCCAAGAGUAGGUGCAAAUAUCAACUUUGGAUGUUUUUACAUUAUUGGAAUGCCUGUGGCAAUUUGUUUAGCAUUUUUUGUUGGGUUUGAUUUUCAAGGACUUUGGCUUGGGUUGCUUGUUGCUCAAGGUUCUUGUGCAGUGACUAUGUUGGUUGUUUUGAGUCAAACGGAUUGGGAUGGUGAAGCAUUAAGAGCUAAGAAAUUAACUGGAUUAGGGACAAUUACAACAACUAGUACUGUUAAUGUUGAUGACAGCAAAGAAAUUGAUACAGAGAAGCCACUUAAAGCUGAAAUUAAGGAAGAUUCUUAAUCAUUAGCUGACUCAGAUUAAGAUAAACAUUAAUCAAGGGUCUAACUUUGAUUAACUCGUUUUUUUUAACCAAUAAAAACAAGAGAGAGAUAUAAAUAUAUAUCUUUGAGGAAUUUGUCUUUGUUGUAAGGGGAAGACAGGGUAGAGAUAGAGGAAUAGGAUGAUGACCUUUUUUCUAAUUUUUUUAGAUCAAAAGUACUGUGGAAUGUGGAUCAAGGAAUUUAACUACUCUUGUGUAUAUAUUAUUAAAAUAAGUCACGUAAUCCAUUCACAAAUGCACGUAAUGUACAAUUAUUAUUUUAGUUAUAAAUAUGUUUUCUUAGCAA
This is a messenger RNA of Cicer arietinum (chickpea), 2162 nucleotides long. Its product is annotated as protein DETOXIFICATION 49. Gene Ontology annotation, molecular function: xenobiotic transmembrane transporter activity; antiporter activity. NCBI's taxonomy places the organism in Eukaryota, Viridiplantae, Streptophyta, Magnoliopsida, Fabales, Fabaceae. Gene Ontology annotation, biological process: xenobiotic detoxification by transmembrane export across the plasma membrane. Gene Ontology annotation, cellular component: membrane. The record is from RefSeq and is a predicted model, not a curated record.